AAGCAUAAAAGGCAUUCGAAAAUGUGCUUGGAAUAAAAUCAGUAGUGAGUGUGGAUCGUUGGAAGCAAUUAGUAAAGUCGAAGACGAAAAUGACUGCAGUUUCUAUCAAGUACUUAGCUGCAUUGCUGCUGGUAGUCGGCGUCAUCUGCAUCAAAGCCGAUGGCACGGAAAACGCCGAAACAGACGCGGAAAUAUUUGCUUCCCGAGAUGGAUUGUUAAACUUCAUACGCAACGAGGCCCUUACAUUAAAAGCAUAUAUUUUUAAACGGAUUGAGGAAUUAUGCAAGAAGAUAAAUGACGAAGAUCUAAAUACACUUAUAUACAAGAACAAAACAAGUGAAGCACCUGACGAAUCUGAAGCAGCAGAUACUCGCGAAACAUUGCAGAGAAAAUGUAUUGGCCGCCUCCUGUCACCUUUCGAUUUCGACGAUCGAGAAGAACUCCUAUUGCUUAAGUAUGGCUUGGAUGAUAUUCGAAAAGAUAUGGAUCGAAAAAAUAAGGAAUUCUUUGAAGGGAUUUUGCGGCGCAUUGGUAAAUAUCCGAAGGGUUUGGCACCGGAGCAGCAAAGCAAACCGACGGCCUGAAAUCUGUAAGGGUGGUCAAUUAGAGAUGCCUCAACUUUGGCGGGCUAAAAGAUAGAGUUUCUAAGUUUCAUGCGAUUCUAUUUAUUUGAGGAAGGUGUUUAGUGUGCGAGCUGUUCAAUGCUCUAAGUUAAUUAUAUUGGAAAAUAAAAUGUUUGAAAAUGCAAGUA
Messenger RNA from Bactrocera tryoni, 751 nucleotides. RefSeq lists its product as uncharacterized. The coding region runs from base 90 to 584 and encodes 164 amino acids. The transcript has 2 exons. The record is from RefSeq and is a predicted model, not a curated record. NCBI's taxonomy places the organism in Eukaryota, Metazoa, Arthropoda, Insecta, Diptera, Tephritidae.